AUGGCGCCGCCACCAAUUCACAUUCAAAGCCUGGGUCUACUAGAACCAGCUGGCGCCAGUAGCGAUCGUAUCGCAUCGCCUUGGCGCGGCCGAGACCGUUCGGCGUCACCGCAUCCAGAUCCAGUGAGUAGCACCGGAGUGGUGCCGCAACCUACAACUCCCAUGAGUGGCGGUCCUUUGAGUCCCUCAGCGAGCCCUGGCAGACGUCACUAUCCCAACGCACGGGCGGAAAAGAACUCGAAUCCCAUUGCACCUCCCGAGAAAAGGACUGCUUGUCCAGUGACUCCUGUGGUGCCUCCAUGGAUGCAGCCUGACAAGGGAGUCAAGAGCAGUUUGAAAACGUCAAGAAGAGUCCAGGACAUGGCAGGUACCUUUAACAUCGGUAACAUGGGUGUCAACUCGCUGAGUACCACUGACAAGACGACGGCACAGCGGGCGCUCUCCAUCUUCAACAUCCCCAGCAUGGAAAUCACUUCACGGAAAGGACGAUUGGGUCUUCAUUCCAAAUCUUUGCCACCUGAGGUCUUUGGAGCUGCGCCCAGCCAGCCCGUCGAGUCUCCAAAGCGCCGCCCCAGAGUCAUCGUGGAGAGCCCGGAGAUCCCUUGCUGCGCCAUGACCAUCCAACCCGUGGUGGUGCGGCCGCUUGAGAAGACCACCAGGGGUCGGCUCACAGGACCAGACUUGAGAGCUCUCGCUGAGAUGGAGGAAGUGGUGCAGCUGCCGGUGUCGCAGCAGCCCGUGCCGCGCCGAUCGGUGAAGGAGAUCAUUUCGGUGUCCUUCAAGCCAUUGAUGCGUGGAGGACAUGGAGGAUUUGGUGAGAGCCAGAGCUUUGGCGAAAGCUUAGGUCUGAAGACGGCGGUGCUUUUUCGACGGGCAGCGAUGUGCAUCCAACGUUGCUGGCGUUGGAAUCUCUUCAAGCGAAGGAUUGAAUUGUUAGCAGGUGCUGUCCGCGUUGCACGCUCUGUCCGGACUUCCACACUCUACAUCGAGGAGCGGCUCCUGAGUGGGCUCAAUACCAUUUCGACGGUGGACCGCUACCCACGCCUUCCGGAGUCGCAGCUGGCCAUGGGCUUUGCUGAGGCUCCGGUGAUCCUACGACGGCCUCAAACUCUCCGUCGAAGAAAUUCGGGCCUUUCUCAGGGUCAAAGUCCCUACAAACCACCGAUGUACGGACGAGAAGGUUUCCCCCAGUGGUUUUUGGACGAGGCGCCCAUUGAGCUGGCUCCCUCGGACGUGAGUUUACGUCCCCUACGAGGAUUGCAGGGCCUGCUACUGGAAGGAUUGGGCGGACCCGACGCCUUCAACUUCUUUGGAGAGGACAAAUCAUUUCUGGAAGUGGCGUCGCCUUUGCUGGAAAACUUUGCCGUGGCCUGUGCAGCUCCAGGUGGCUUAGAGAAGGACGUCCCAGUCGCUGUGGAACAACGGGAACUGUUAGAACAACGCUCUUCAGGGUGGGAGCAAGCUGCAAAUGCCCACAUCCCAGACGAUGCAGCGGGUCCCAUGCCUCCCAGCCCGAGUUUGCCUCCUUUGCCCACCUCCAUCUCUGAAGAUAGCUCUGAGACAAACUUGGAAGCCACCGCGUCAGAGAUCCAACUGGAGCUGGAUCGCUUAAUGCUGCACAUUGCUAAAGACCUUGAGAACAUGGAGGUCGUGAACCCAGAGGUGGUGAGGGUCACACCUGCAUUCCGGGUUUUUCAGCAGGGAGCAUUGGCCCUGCGAGAAAAUGAAAUUGACUUUUAUUUCAAAAGUCAGGGUGCCCUGAAGAUAUCAACUUUUUGGAGUCAUUCUUGGCAUGGCAGCAAAUGGAAUAAGAUCAUUACUCUCAUCACCAUAUACAACGGCCCGGCUGCUGCAGUGUCUGGCAUGGUCUCUGCCGUUGUGGCAGUGAUACUGUACUGCUUCGAGGUCCUUCCGAGCUUGGAUCGUGGAAGGGAAGAGGAUGGUAUUUCCUAUGGAUACUCGUGCUGGUCUCUUUGGUUCGGAUUCAUCGCCACAACUUUAGUGAUGAUCUUUUGGCGGCCUCGAAAGGGUAUCUUCUUGGACCGAAUUUGCAUCAGCAGCAACGAGAAGUUGAAAGCUGAAGCUAUCUUUAGCCUAGCUGGGUUGCUGAAACAUUCGGAUUCGAUGCUUAUUCUUUGGGAUCCGACUUGGACGGAGAGGUUGUGGUGCUUGUUCGAGCUUGCGGCUUUCUUGCAAAGCAAGAAAGAUCAGAAAAAGCAACUCCUCAUCAGGCCAACCUUGUCGGGUCCACUGCACAUCUCGUUCUUCCUGGUCUCUUUUGCUGGCAUGAUUCCCAUAAACAUGGUGCCUAUGGAUGUUUCUGAACCUAUCUUGAUGCUUGCUAACGCAGGUGGGGUUGUAUUGUGUGCUAGUGUGGCCUCAUAUGUGGCCAUGAGCACUCUGCGAAGCUAUUUUCGAGAUUUGGACACCAUGAAGCAGCAGCUGCUUCGUGUCUCCUUUGACACUUCAAGGGCCUCUUGUUGUGACGAUGGUCAUCGUCGUGGAGGUCGCAGGACCCCUUGUGACCGCAAAAUUCUGAAGGAAUGUGUGAAGCAGUGGUUUGGCAGCCAAGAGACAUUUGAGCACACGCUGCGUUCCGAGAUUCUGGAGAUUUUGAUGCGGGACUUGGCAAAGCGAGUUUUCACCACCAAAUCGACUCUGGCCAUGUUCAUGCCAAUAAUUUGGGCCUUUAUGGACCACGCAGCCAGUGAGGAGAGGUUCUACCCAGGACAAUUCUGGGUGAAAUGGACGGGAGCGGCCAUGCUUGAGGGGUUGAGCAUUUGGCUUCUGUUCAUGCCGAUUUUGAAGGAUGUGUUGGUCCUUGUAGGCGAGGUGACACGGGUAAGGCCCAAGAGUCUACUCAUGGAAGUGAUCAAGAACUCGCUUGCCUCAAUGACUUUGCUCCUUCCGUUAAUGAUCGUCAUGGGGACCUAUGUUGGUUUGACGUUUAUUCCAGCCCUAUAUGACUUCCCCCCAUUGGUCCGCUCUGGAAUCUUUUUCGCCUGCAUGCUGCUUUACUCCACGCUGACACGCUGCAUCGCAGCUGGCAUCAGGGCUUUCAGUGGUGGAUGCCUCCGCUUUGCUGAGCUGCGCUAUUCCAGUGUGUUGCAGGCCAAGCAACGAGCUGUGUUGCUGUAUUUGUGCACGUUCAACUUCGAGAAGCACGCGGCUGUUCCUUUGCUCCGGAGGCAUCAGCUCUACGAUGUGCAGACCGCUUACAACAUCCUGCAACUCUGGGAGCUGUACGGUCUCGACUGGCCACACAGAAGCAAGGUGGGCUUCUUCCUGCUGCGGCAGCGCGAGCCGAAGGCCUCGGAGGUGGUGUACGUCAAUGGCACGAAGCAUCGCUCGGCUGUGGCCUUUCGCGCUGAGUGGCAAUCUGCCGAGGAGGAUCAGAAGCGGACAGUGGUGACCAAGGAACAAACGAAGAAAGAAGUCUUGCAGAGGCUGGAAGAUCUCAAACAGAAAAAACGUCGCAAAGAUCUGCAGGAGAUCCAGGAAAUCUUAGCAACAGUCAGUGUCCCACAGCUUCUGGAAGCACUCGAGACCGGCAAACUACCAGUUGAUGUGGAUCUUCACAGUGUCGAGGCCUGGAUCCUGGGCAACCGUGCCACCUUUGCUCCUGACCGAGCCAAUGACAAGAAGCUGCUGGCGAAGCGCGCGGCCGCGGACAAGCUGGCGAUGAAGAUGCUUCUUCUGGAAGCCAAGGAAACCAACCGAGCCCAAAAAUUCACGGGCGACGACAGCGAAGCUCAACGUUUGAAGAAAAGCCGAGAAUGGGAGGAGAGACUUUUGAAGUUUUAUGGAACGCGUGCAGAACGUGCUGCUGAGACGCAGUGCCUCGUCAAAGCUCACCGGACGUGGCACGGCGAUCAAAGGUGGCUGGUGGAGGAGCCCGAAGCUCAGAACUGUCAGAACUGGCAGAACUGGCACCGUGGCGACCCGUGGCGACCCGUGCGGCACCGUCUGGUGCUGACUCUGACUCCAAGGUCUGAGCAUGAAGUUUCAGAGACCUCUUCUGAACGCGCAGAACGUGAAGAGCACGAACGGCAAAUGGAACUGGCAGAAGAAUUGAACAAACACAUUCAAGAAGUCAGAGAGCAGUUGGAACGAGAUGGGGACUUUGACUCGGAUGAUGGCUGGGGGUUCGACAUUCCCAUGCAACAUGCCGUACAAUCGAAGCGUUCGGGACGAUCCCAAGCUUUCAGUGAUUCUUGGUUCAUGUCAAGCUUCACGGGCAGCGAAGACCUACAAAUCCUACAAGAAGAAGUAGAAAGCGAGAAGCAGCGAGAGAAGGAAGCCGUAUACCAAGCACAACGCCAGAAGAUCUUCCAAGAGAAAGAAGCAAGAAAACAACGUGGCGAGAUGCGGCAAAUGGCAGCAACGUUCUGCAACAGAAGGUGUGCCAUUGAAAGCCAAAUUCGAAUGGCUGAUCAGCAGCAAGUGAAGGUGGAGCAUCAGGAUCGGACAAAGGAAAAGGUUGAGGCCAAAAAAAGACUUUGGCAACAAAGGAGAGACGUCAUGGAGUUGAAGAACCAGCAAAGUUUGGAGCAUCGAAGAAGGCAGGUGGACGAAUUACGUUCUGAGUUGCAAUGGUUGACGCAGACGCAAAACGAAAAGUUGCACGAGGAGCUUCAAGGGAAGAAGGCAGCCAUUAUGGAAAAGAAGGCAAGGGCCCAAGGACCCAAGGACCUGGCAAUGAGAUGGGAAACGCAGGGAACUGCAGGGAAUGAAGGUCUCACACGAGCUACGCAGCGUUUGGACAUGGACUAUGUGAACUCCUUCGAUGCCUUUGGGAGGUUGCCGAUGCCAACUCCGAACACAACAACGUGCAGUGCCUUCAGUGAGGUGUUGACCGGGGUCCAAAUGUCCAAGCGAGACUCGUUUUGUCACUCCGUGGACUUCCGCAAGACCAUCGCCUGUACAGAAACCACAGCCAGUGGUUUCACUGCGGAGGUCCAAGUUACAUCAAGUUACCAAGUCUUCACUGAAGCAAGUGUGGACCCCAACCAGUCAUGGGCCUCAGAGGCUCAGAGUCGGGUCGGACAUCACCAAAAUCCGCACGGAAGAUCACAGAAGAGCUAA
Messenger RNA from Cladocopium goreaui, 5085 nucleotides. The record is from the annotation of a GenBank genome assembly. NCBI's taxonomy places the organism in Eukaryota, Dinophyceae, Suessiales, Symbiodiniaceae.